This is a messenger RNA of Arctia plantaginis, 3252 nucleotides long. NCBI's taxonomy places the organism in Eukaryota, Metazoa, Arthropoda, Insecta, Lepidoptera, Erebidae. The record is from the annotation of a GenBank genome assembly.
AUGGAUUUUGGGGGUGAUAAUUCGCGUGAAAAUCAUCAAAAUGUAAGAAGUUAUGGUACCCAAGACUACACAGUGCGAAAAGCAUACGAAGAUGGUGGCCUCAAAGCGGGAGCUUCCCGAUUGGCUCGGAUAGCGUACAGUGUCCUUUCACGGCGCAAAGCGGCCGAGGAAGGAGCAGCGCGGUUGGCCAGAGUCCUUUCAGCUCUUGACCUAACAGCUUUGGGGGUCGGCAGUACCCUUGGAGUGGGAGUGUAUGUGUUAGCUGGGGAUGUAGCCAAGAACUUGGCUGGUCCCGCUGUUAUACUAUCGUUUCUGUUAGCGGCUGUGGCGAGUGUUUUUGCUGGAUUAUGUUAUGCCGAAUUCGGUGCUCGAGUUCCGAAAGCUGGUUCUGCUUAUGUGUACAGCUAUGUUUGCGUUGGCGAAUUCAUCGCUUUUAUCAUUGGAUGGAAUCUCAUACUCGAGUAUAUUAUUGGUGCUGCUUCUGUAGUGAAAGCUUUAAGCGAAUACUUAGAUGCAUUAUUAAAUAAGGCGAUAUCUACACAUCUGGAAUCGGUAAUGCCUAUGGAAAGUCCACAUUUGGCGCGGUACCCUGACGUCUUUGCUUUUACCGUCAUCAUGGCAUUUUCUGUGGGGUUAGCUUUCGGUGUGAAGGAGUCAACUAAGUUCAAUAACUUCUGUACCGGAGUAAAUCUGUGUGUCGUAUUGUUUGUUAUAAUAUCUGGAUCAUUUAAAGCUGACCCAAAGAACUGGCGUAUCCCAGCGGAAGAGGUGCCUAAGUCAGAACACAAGGAUUUUGGGAGUGGUGGGUUUGCGCCCCACGGUAUUGCCGGUAUCAUUAAAGGCGCCGCUGUUUGCUUCUACGGCUUCAUUGGAUUUGACUGCGUGGCAACUGCCGGUGAAGAAGCUCGCCGACCUCAGAAGUCAAUCCCUUUCGCUGUAGUAGCAUCUCUACUAGUGGUGUUCCUCGCGUACUUCGGAGUGUCGUGUGUGCUCACUUUAGUACUGCCUUAUUAUAUGCAGGAUGAGAAAGCUCCGUUCCCACACAUAUACGACUACCUGGGCUGGCAGUGGGCGAAGUAUGCAGUCAGUGUUGGGGCAAUAUGCGCCUUGUGUUCCAGUCUCCUCGGUGCGGUAUUUCCUCUACCCCGCAUCAUCUACGCGAUGUCUUCAGACGGGCUGCUCUUCCGGUUCUUGGGGCAAGUGAGCGAGAAGUACCAGACACCGCUUGCCGGCACUAUCAUCGCUGGCUUAUUUACUGGCACCCUGGCGAUGAUCUUCCGCUUGGAGCAGCUUAUCCACAUGAUGUCCAUCGGUACCUUGUUGGCUUACUCCAUGGUCGCCUCCUGUGUUUUACUUUUGAGGUACGAGUACGGUCAGGCGCCGCACCGCGCGCAGGAGGCGCUGCGCGUGUCGCUGGGCGGCGCCGCGCGCCAGCUCCUCAACGCCGAGGGACACGCCGCGCCCACCCGCCUCAGCGCCGCCACCGUGGCCGUGCUCGUCACCUUCUACGGUAACUACACCCCUACACCCCACUCCCACAGCGAACUGCAUCGGUCCCCACCCGCCUCAGCGCCGCCACCGUGGCCGUGCUCGUCACCUUCUACGCGAACUGCAUCGGUCCCCACCCGCCUCAGCGCCGCCACCGUGGCCGUGCUCGUCACCUUCUACGGUAACUGCACCCCUACACCCCACUCCCACAGCGAACUGCAUCGGUCCCCACCCGCCUCAGCGCCGCCACCGUGGCCGUGCUCGUCACCUUCUACGCGAACUGCAUCGGUCCCCACCCGCCUCAGCGCCGCCACCGUGGCCGUGCUCGUCACCUUCUACGGUAACUGCACCCCUACACCCCACUCCCACAGCGAACUGCAUCGGUCCCCACCCGCCUCAGCGCCGCCACCGUGGCCGUGCUCGUCACCUUCUACGCGAACUGCAUCGGUCCCCACCCGCCUCAGCGCCGCCACCGUGGCCGUGCUCGUCACCUUCUACGGUAACUGCACCCCUACACCCCACUCCCACAGCGAACUGCAUCGGUCCCCACCCGCCUCAGCGCCGCCACCGUGGCCGUGCUCGUCACCUUCUACGCGAACUGCAUCGGUCCCCACCCGCCUCAGCGCCGCCACCGUGGCCGUGCUCGUCACCUUCUACGGUAACUGCACCCCUACACCCCACUCCCACAGCGAACUGCAUCGGUCCCCACCCGCCUCAGCGCCGCCACCGUGGCCGUGCUCGUCACCUUCUACGCGAACUGCAUCGGUCCCCACCCGCCUCAGCGCCGCCACCGUGGCCGUGCUCGUCACCUUCUACGGUAACUACACCCCUACACCCCACUCCCACAGCGAACUGCAUCGGUCCCCACCCGCCUCAGCGCCGCCACCGUGGCCGUGCUCGUCACCUUCUACGCGAACUGCAUCGGUCCCCACCCGCCUCAGCGCCGCCACCGUGGCCGUGCUCGUCACCUUCUACGGUAACUACACCCCUACACCCCACUCCCACAGCGAACUGCAUCGGUCCCCACCCGCCUCAGCGCCGCCACCGUGGCCGUGCUCGUCACCUUCUACGCGAACUGCAUCGGUCCCCACCCGCCUCAGCGCCGCCACCGUGGCCGUGCUCGUCACCUUCUACGGUAACUACACCCCUACACCCCACUCCCACAGCGAACUGCAUCGGUCCCCACCCGCCUCAGCGCCGCCACCGUGGCCGUGCUCGUCACCUUCUACGCGAACUGCAUCGGUCCCCACCCGCCUCAGCGCCGCCACCGUGGCCGUGCUCGUCACCUUCUACGGUAACUACACCCCUACACCCCACUCCCACAGCGAACUGCAUCGGUCCCCACCCGCCUCAGCGCCGCCACCGUGGCCGUGCUCGUCACCUUCUACGGUAACUACUACCCCUACACCCCACUCCCACACCGAACUGCAUCGGUCCCUCAAACAAUGCUUUGUGAAUAUCGGCUCAGGUGAAGGUGUGUGGUGCUUCGUGAUGAUGUCAGCGGUGAACCAGUACGGAGAUGCGAUCCUGGCCGGGCACGUGGGCGCUGUGGCCAUGUUCUCCGUGGGUACGGUGUUGGUGAUUCUCACUCUCUACUUUAUAUCUAGACAACCCGUGUCCGAUAAGAAGUUGGCUUUCUCUGUACCGCUAGUACCCUGGCUGCCGGGUCUGAGCAUCCUGAUCAACAUCUACCUCAUGUUGAAUUUGGACUAUAUGACGUGGGCGAGGUUCGGUGUCUGGAUCGCAGCUGGUAAGUGGAUGUAG